UGCAUGUAUGAGCAUGCUCAUACUGCGCGGGCUGUCUCUCUGCCUGCAAAAACAGUCAGUCAGUCCCAUUGAUAGCAAGGACAAUUCAAAAGGACAUCAUAACCAGAUUGGUGAAUUCCUGUUCUUAGUUUUCUGCAUUUUCUACAGAAAAAGUGACCAUGAAGAUUGCAGCGUUUAAUGUGAAGAACCUCGGAAUGAAAAAAGUCAAUAAUGACAAUAUACUGAAAAACCUUAUCAAGAUUGUGUCCCGGUACAGUUUGGUGGUGAUGCAGGAAGUUCAGGACCCCACUGGCAAUGCGAUGAAAAAGUUUCUCACGGAGCUCAAUAAAUAUGGAAAAAACAAAUAUCAUCCAUUUGAGAUGCUGAGCAGUGAACCAAUAGGACGAAACUCUCGCAAGGAGCAGUUUGUCUUCUUCUACAGACAUGAUGAAAUAAACGUGACAGAUUACUACCAGUAUGAAGAAGAAAAUGAAGAUGUGCUUGCCCGAGAGCCCUUCAUUGUGAUGUUUGACUGUCCAAAUACAGUUGUGAAGAAUCUGGUUCUGAUCCCAGUCCACAUUGAUCCAGAUGAUGCUGAAAAUGAGCUGGAAGCUCUGGAUGAUGUGGUUGAAGAUGCAAGGGAAACAUUGAAAACUGAUAACAUCAUGAUUUUGGGCGACUUCAAUGCAGAUGGACGUUACCUGAAUGAUGAAACUAGGGAAGCUCUAAGCAUCAGUUCUGCUCCUUAUUAUUGGCUGAUAGAUGAAGAUGCUGACACCACUACUGGGGCUAAUGACCAUACCUACGACAGGAUCGUGGUGUAUGGAGAUGAGAUGUAUGAUGCUGUUGUUGCUAACUCAGCGAAGCCUUUCAACUUCCAGAAAGCCUACAAAUUAAAGAAGAAAUUGGCUCAAUCCAUCAGUGAUCACUACCCUGUGGAGGUGGAGCUUGAAGAGGAUUAACAUUUGAAAAUGAGCUCAUUGAACCUCCAGCAAGGAAGAAAGGUACCGGAAUAGUCAUAUGAUCUUUCAUUGCAGGUGUAACCAUGAUCAUCUCACACAUAUUGCAGUUUGUUGCUCAUUAUAGAGUUGUGCUCAAGUUAAUAAAGGUUAAAAGCUACAGUCAGCGCGAAUGUCUGGCUGAUCUAUGGAGGGGAAAGGCUUUGAGCAUAGAAGGCCGCACGCGCUUACACAGCACUGAUAUAAUGUUAUUCUUUGUGAUUCUGUAUUCAGUUAUAUCUUUUGUUAUGUUUUACGUAGUGGCAGUUGAUUAAACAAUAUUCAUUUAAUAUUACAUACUUGAUUCAGAGCAUUACACACUGAUCACCUUAAUCAAUUUGGAAAUCCUUGUAGCUGC
Haplochromis burtoni (Burton's mouthbrooder) is the source of this 1335-nucleotide messenger RNA. Its product is annotated as deoxyribonuclease-1. Lineage: Eukaryota; Metazoa; Chordata; Actinopteri; Cichliformes; Cichlidae. Gene Ontology annotation, cellular component: nucleus. The transcript has 10 exons. The record is from RefSeq and is a predicted model, not a curated record. Gene Ontology annotation, molecular function: DNA nuclease activity. Gene Ontology annotation, biological process: DNA catabolic process. Bases 159 to 941 code for a protein of 260 amino acids.